AUGAGUAACACCAGCAAUCACCUGCUAAUUUUGCCUGAACUGGAAGAGAAGGCUCGAAGAGAAGGGCGCAACAAAAGCAGAAACAGUAUGCAAUAUUCCUCACGAAGGAGGUCUCGACGGGAUUCCAUCAGAUCCUCUAAAAGUGCUGGAUCUCGUGAUAACUCUACCGCUGCGACUAGUCGAUCCUCCGGCAUGUCUGAGAGAUCUCUGGAAUCUAUGAGUUCGUCUUCUAGCUCUGGGAUAUCCUCUAGAUCGUUGACUAGGACUUCUAGCUACCAGAUGAAAUCAAACCAUCUAAAUCUUAUGGACGAGUUGGAAGAGAAGGUGGCUCGAAUGAACGCCCUGUCUUCUGGAACCCAAAAGCGUAGAAGUAAAAGUGGCGACAAGUGGCGUCGGUCCUCGAGACGAAGCCAUGCCGGAAGCUCCAAUAGAAGAUCAUCCAGCUUGAGCUCAUCUGAAAGAUCAUGUAGCUCAGGAAAUUCCGGAUCCACAACAAGUGAAGCAAGACAUGGAGCCAGAGACGAGCACAUAAGACGAAGGUCAUCCUCGGGUGGAUCAAGGCGUGGAGCCAGGGAAGAGAACAAACGACGAAGGUCAUACUCCAGUGGAUGGAGGGCUCAGGGCAGUUCUUCUCGGGAUGUUCCUCCCAGCAUGCCACCCCGUGAUGAUCCUCCACGCAUUCCAUCUCGUGCUUAUAACACCUCUAACCUACCAGAAAAAGAGAACCUGAGAUGGACUUCUCAUUCGAAUCAAUCGAGACGACGAUCGCCAUCCAGUGGUGCAGGGGCCGCGAGUGGUUCUUUCCAAGUCGCCAACAGGAACAUUGCUUUGUCUUUCUCAUCUUCUCGCUCUGGCAGAAGGAAAGGGCGAAGCAACAGUUCUACAUCUUCGCGAAGCUCAUCAGGUUCUGCUGCGCGCGCUAGCUCAGAUCAAGAUCUCACCAACAGCCGUCCUCCCAGCGUUCCUGGCGCCAUUCGCGUGAACAGCAUUGGCGACGUCAGCGUUCUUUCAUCUGCAUCGUCCCACGUUUCAAUCGAUGGCAGUGUACGCAGUUCGGUUUCAUCACUUUCAUCAGGCUCACUCGAUGACAGCACUCGAAGCACGGGCUCCUCCUCUUCGCGCCGCAGCACUCGAAGCUCGCGGUCAUCUUCGCGUCGUAACCGAUCACUAGACAUUAGUCUUCACAGCUGGCCGGAAGAAAACGAAGAACAGGAAGAAGAUGAAUACUCUUUCGCUUGUAAUAGCACAGAUCACAGCCGAUCGGUUCUGAUGUCAGUGGACGAGGAACCUGUUAUUGUAGCAUCUAUGGCCGAAGACAACGAAAACGAACUCCAAGCUGCUCGCGAACAGGGCAGACGAGAAGCUCUGACACAAGUGACUAGACACAACAGUGAUCAUGUUAUCAUUGCCGUGGCACGCGAUCAUGACGACGAGAGCCAAGCUGAGUCUCUGGUAGAUGAAAAGAAGAAAAGGAAAGUUUUAUGCUGGGCAUUCUUGCUUUGCUGUCUGCUGGUCACUGUUGGCGCCGCAGUAACAUCGCUUCUCUUUGUUGGAAAGGGCACCGGAAGAAUGGGGCCUCCCAUUAAAGAGGAUCUCGAUUCUAACUUGAAGGGAGUCAUUGUGUUCACCCCUCCAACAAAAGAGGAGUGUGACGCGAUCGUCAGUGGCAACAUUUUGGAGGAUCAGAUGUCUUUGAUUCAAAAAUCCUUUGAUAUCCAGAUCGACAUCACCCUUGCAUCAGAAGCUGACUUUGGUCCUCUUCUCGGCGACCUCAUCAAGCACGUUCAACAAAUGUUGAUUCCGGUAAUGGCAGGAUGCCAAGCUAUUGACUUUUUUGACGCUACCAUUGCAAUUACAGAUGGCAUUUCAGCUACCAAUGCUAGUGGCGCCAUUGCUAACGGACAAGUUCAUGAGAGCAGAGAAGAGUCUUGUGCUGAUGACCCUAUCGGCAAUUGCAAGAGUUAUGUGCUUAUCUUGGAUUUAUACUUGGAAGAAGACAAGUCCAAUGCCAUGCUUUUGGAGGCAAUUGGACAAACGGUAACGAGCGACGACAUUGCCAACACGCUUGGCCUCUUGUAUUCUGUACAGUCGGUGUCCGUCCCCGUGAUUGUACCCCUAAUCGAUGAUGGCACAUCAACUCCAGAGCCCACCCAAGACUCUAGGACUAGUACACCAGUUGCCUCUUCUACAUUUGCGCCAUCCAGCAGGGUACCAAAUGCCGCUGCACCAACUGGAGCCCCAGUCAGCGCAACAGCUGCACCAAGCAAAGCGACAACCUCGAGUCCAGUCAAUGAACCAACCGACUCGCCAACACGACGACCAACGUCGAGCCCAACCAUGGUUCCAACCAAGCCGCCAUCUCAAAGCCCGACCAAGUCAACGACUGAUAAGCCUACCAAAAUUCCAACCGAGUCGCCGGUCGACAGCCAAACUAGGACUCCAACAGCUAUACCCACGCCUGUUCCGACUCCGCCUCCAACUGGCUCACCAACCAAGUCUCCAACUCCGCCUCCAACUGGAUCUCCAACCAAGUCUCCAGCUCCGCCUCCAACUGGCUCACCAACAAAGGCUCCAACUCCACCUCCAACUGGAUCUCCAACAAAGGCUCCAACUUCACCUCCAACUGGAUCUCCAACAAAGGCUCCUACUCCACCUCCUACAGAGGAACCCAUUGAAGUAGGGCAGGUAGCACCCACAACUGGUAACUUUUGUUGUUCGAAGAACUUUCUCACCUGCGGUGGAGUCGGAGCUGCAUGCCAAGAGAGUGAAGCAUCCUGCGGUGCCUGUGGCGGCGCAGCCUGGAUUGAAGAAGGUGCCUGCACUGGACUUGGCCGAAACGAUGACUGUACAGACAACGAAUCUGGUUGUUGCGCCGGCACAUGCACACCUCUGGGAAAUGGGGAUAAAUCGCAAUGCCGUCUAUAA
Messenger RNA from Cylindrotheca closterium, 2925 nucleotides. NCBI's taxonomy places the organism in Eukaryota, Bacillariophyta, Bacillariophyceae, Bacillariales, Bacillariaceae. The record is from the annotation of a GenBank genome assembly.